AGCGGCGCCGUCGACGUCUUCGUGGACGGCUUCGACGAAGUCUGCCCCGCCUACAAGCACACCACCCUCCGCCUUCUCGAGCUGCUCAUGCGCACCAAGGCGGCGCACGCGGAGGCGGAGCUGCGCGGCGUGCUGGGCUGCGCGCCGCUGGGGCUGCGCCCGCUGUCGCGCGACGAGCAGCUGGCCUACCUGAGCGAGGCGUGGGCGGCGGAGGCGCGUGCCCGCCCCGCCGACCUCCUCCCGCUCGCCGCCGAGCUCGUCGACGCCCUCGCCGGCGUGCGCGCG
Gryllus bimaculatus (two-spotted cricket) is the source of this 285-nucleotide messenger RNA. NCBI's taxonomy places the organism in Eukaryota, Metazoa, Arthropoda, Insecta, Orthoptera, Gryllidae. The record is from the annotation of a GenBank genome assembly.